Messenger RNA from Musca domestica (house fly), 1050 nucleotides. RefSeq names its product ras suppressor protein 1 (gene ics). Lineage: Eukaryota; Metazoa; Arthropoda; Insecta; Diptera; Muscidae. The coding region runs from base 27 to 878 and encodes 283 amino acids. The record is from RefSeq and is a predicted model, not a curated record. Gene Ontology annotation, molecular function: protein binding. The transcript has 3 exons.
GUCCCCCAGCAAAAAAGAACGUCAACAUGAGUCAGUCGUGUUUGCCAGUACAAGCGAAAAUGUCCAAAGCAAAGAAGGUGUUGGAUGAGGCGCGCGAGACACAAAAUCGGGAACUCGAUUUGGUGGACAAGGGCAUUAGCUCCUUUGAGGAGUUGCCGGGAUUGUUUAAUAUGUCCAACAUCACCCGACUGACCCUGAGCCACAAUCGCAUCAGCAACAUCAAUCCCGGUAUUGCCAACCUCUUAAAUUUGGAAAUUUUAAAUCUUUCCAAUAAUCAACUACGCGAAUUACCCGUAUCACUGUCUUCCAUGCCCAAGCUGCGCAUACUCAAUGUGUCGAUAAAUCGUUUGGAUAGCUUACCGCGUGGCUUUGGCGCCUUCCCGGUACUUGAAGUACUCGACUUAUCCUACAAUAAUUUAAAUGAAAAGGUAUUGCCGGGAAAUUUCUUCAUGAUGGAAACACUACGUGCCCUCUAUUUGGGUGAUAAUGAUUUCGAAUAUAUACCCGAGGGUUUGGGAAAUCUGAAAAAUCUACAAAUUUUGGGAUUGCGUGACAAUGAUCUGUUGGAAUUGCCACGAGAAAUUGGCGAGCUGACACGUUUGCGUGAAUUACACAUCCAGCACAAUCGUUUGCAAUUCCUGCCGCCAGAGGUGGCCCAAUUGGAUUUGUUGGGCAGUAAGUCCGUGAUGAAGAUGGAAGAGAAUCCCUGGGUCCAACCCAUUGCUGAACAAUAUUUGUUGGGUAUUAGCCAUGUUAUUGAGUAUCUGAAAACCGAAACAUAUAAAAUCAUUUAUAACCGCCACAUGAUGGCUGGUCGUGGUGGUCCACCACCGCCAAAGGCAGAUAAAAGCAAAAAAGCUUCUCGUGUUCGAGCCUAAUUUGAUGGGGAUUGUUUUGCAUCACAUUAUUUCGGCGAAUAAGAGUGCCUUUGAAUUUAAAAUAAGUCAUUUAUGUGCUCGUGUGUGUUCUUUGUACUAAUUUAAAAAGUUUGUAUUUUUUUAACCGUAAAUUAAUUGAUAUUUGUAUUUAAAAUAAACAUUUUUUAACCAA